Molecule: messenger RNA, 959 nt
Organism: Camellia sinensis
Lineage: Eukaryota; Viridiplantae; Streptophyta; Magnoliopsida; Ericales; Theaceae
Source: RefSeq, a predicted model, not a curated record
CUCCCCACGCAGAUCGCCACGUGUCCCGCCGGCACAUCGGAUCUCGUUGAUCCCGCCGCCGCCGCCGCUGCAGCCUUCUCCGGUGCCGGCUUCUUCUCCUCCGGCUGUGGCUGUUCUAUCGCUGGCUCCGAGCAAGAAGAAGACUAUUUCUCAUGCUUAUUCAAACAAAACCAGGACAACCACAUGAGAGAGAUUUUGAAACCUAGAGAGAGAGAGAUCAGUGAAGAAGGCAGAGAAAUCGUGAGUCAGAUCUCGAUUGGCUCCAUCACCGUCGACUUCCUCACCUGCAUUGGCUCUGCAAUGCUCCGCUGUUCACCACUGCUCGGUGGUGGAUAGAUAGAUAUGAGCAAACCACGGCACAAACCACCAUCUGGCCGUACAAACCUCGCAUCAUGCAUCGUCGCCACAAUCUUCUUGAUCUUCGUAAUCAUCAUCAUCCUUAUCGUGUUCUUCACCGUAUUCAAACCCAGAGACCCCCAAAUCUCCGUCAACGCCGUCCAACUCCCCACCUUCUCCCUCGCUAACAGCACCGUCAACUUCACGUUCUCCCAAUACGUCUCCGUCAAGAACCCCAACAGAGCUGUGUUCACCCACUACGCCAGCACACUACAGUUACUGUACUCCGGCAGCCAAAUCGGCUUCAUGUUCAUACCCGCCGGCAAGAUCGACGCCAACUUGAAAGUCAGAGCUCGUAUGCACUCUUGCAUAGAAGGUGUUCGGCGCCCAGGCACAACGCUAGCCACCGCCGUUUUUGCUACCUCUCCACUGUCGCCUCCGAUGUUGCUCCUUGGCGGAUCGACAGAUCUCAGAUGUCAAACCCCCAAACUCUUUCUUUUCUCUCAGCUCUCUCUGGUCCCUUUUAAUCAGACCUAUGCACAUGGUCCCUUUUUGUUUUAAUUAACCCACCGCCCAACCUCCUUUAAUCAGACCUAUGCACAUGGUCCUUUUUUUUUUUUUAA